Messenger RNA from Pecten maximus, 1107 nucleotides. RefSeq names its product 10 kDa heat shock protein, mitochondrial-like. Lineage: Eukaryota; Metazoa; Mollusca; Bivalvia; Pectinida; Pectinidae. Gene Ontology annotation, molecular function: protein-folding chaperone binding; metal ion binding; protein folding chaperone. The record is from RefSeq and is a predicted model, not a curated record. Gene Ontology annotation, cellular component: mitochondrial matrix. The transcript has 4 exons. Bases 128 to 430 code for a protein of 100 amino acids.
UCAUUUCCUGCUACAAAGUUCGUUGUACGCAUGCGCUUUUAGCUGUUUAUGCCAUGUGCUAAAUAUUUCCAGAGGGUUCUACACUAGUGCAGCUGAGGUCGUCGCAAGACUAAAGAACACAUUUAACAUGGCAGCCGCAUUUAAGAAGUUUUUGCCCAUGUUCGAUCGGGUCCUGGUUGAGAGAUUUGCUGCCGAGUUGAAAACCAAAGGGGGAAUCAUGAUCCCUGACAAAUCAGCAGGGAAAGUGUUGGAGGCGACAGUGGUGGCAGUAGGACCAGGAAAUAGGGACAAGUCAGGAAGUAUUGUUCCAACAAGUGUGAAGACAGGAGACCGAGUUUUACUGCCUGAAUAUGGUGGCACUAAGGUUGUGUUGGAGGACAAGGAUUACUUUUUAUUCCGGGAUAGCGAUAUACUGGGAAAAUUUGAGUGACAUGGAAAUCAAAACAAUUACGAUGAACAAUUUGACCAGGCAUUUAUGUGAUGAAGACAGUGUUAAUCCAGAAGAACACAUCAUAUUGGGAAGGAACAAGGAAUAUUAUCAAAUUAACAGAGAUUGACCUGCUAUGAGGUGUUCCUCUUGUCCUUAUAGACCCAAGUCUGCUUCUCAUGUACAGCGAGUGGUGUUUUGUAAUGCAGAGCAUAACUUAACACAGAGACAAAUAAUAAUCAUUGUGUAUAAUAAGUGGUGUGAAUGUGUGUGUAGAUUAUAAUAGAUUAUUCAAGAGUGAAAUUCAUUGUAGUUUGUUUGUUUAUCAUUCAGACUAGUUUAAUUAGAUAUGUAUCUUUGGUGUUUGUUAUAAAUUAGAAAAUUAUGUCUGGGUUUUCAAACUGAUAUUCAGUUACAAAUAUCUGGGGUCUACCAAAACAUUACCAGGAAAAAGUAAUGUGAAGUUUAUUGCAAUGAUUAAUACUAGAAUAUUUAGAAAAUAUUUAAAGUAAAAAUUGAUUGAUGUAAUGUUAACCAAUGAAGACUCCUCGUAAUUCUAAAGAAUGAUGCAGUUACUAGUGAACUGCUAUAGGAAACUAUAGAUCACAAGACGCUCAUACUUAAUCAUCUGAUCACCAGUCAUUUUAAUUGAUCAAAAAUAAAGAAUAAAACAACCAAAA